This is a messenger RNA of Drosophila willistoni, 1313 nucleotides long. RefSeq lists its product as uncharacterized. The transcript has 3 exons. Bases 448 to 1008 code for a protein of 186 amino acids. The record is from RefSeq and is a predicted model, not a curated record. NCBI's taxonomy places the organism in Eukaryota, Metazoa, Arthropoda, Insecta, Diptera, Drosophilidae.
AACUUGGCGGCAAGAAAGUCGCACCUGAGUGUCGGCUUAACAUUUCAUUUGAAAAAUAAAUAAACAAACAUCAAAGGAUUUGCAUAUGUCAACACAUUGCCCGGCUUUCUCUAGUACUUAAAUACAUGUAGUUGUUAUCAAUUUUUUGUUUUUUGUUUUAAACAGAUGCACCAUAGUUCAAUAUAGAUUGCCGAUAAAGUACAAAAUAAAAUCAAAAAGUGCAGCAGGAUAUUACUGGACAGUUGGUUUCAUUGCAGUUGCAAGUACAAAGGCAUGAGAAGGAAGUACAAUUAACAAAAUGUUCCACAUUCAUAACAACAACAACAACAACAACAACCACAACAACCGCAGCAGCAAGUCAAAGCUAAAAGAAUACUUUAUCAAACCUAAGGAAAUCUUUAUAUACACUAACUAAGGCUCCAUAAGUGAAAUAGAGGACAUUAGAAAAUGCAUCAGGUUUUAAGCUAUGAAACGGCCGUGAGGGCUAAUAGUGCACGGGAAUAUCGUGAAUACGUUUCGAAACGAACCUGUGCCUCUCUCGUCCUGACAAUUGCCUUCUUUAUGCUCAUCACGGGUUAUUUGUUGGGAAAUUUUGUGUCCGAGCGAAAAUAUCAAAUACGGCAGCUACUAACAAAUAAGGCAAUUAAGGACUUUGGCGGCAAUGGCAGCGGCAGUGGCGACAGAACCGUGCAACUGAACAAAGCGGAUUUUGCUAGUUUGCAGGAACUGCAGGCAUAUCAAAAGACCAAGGAACAUUUACUUACCCUCGCUCAGACACUGGACAAGCUGCUUAAACGUGAUGAGGGCGAGAAAUUUUUGGCCACCUCAAUCAACACGGAGAUCUUCAACAAGUAUAUAUCCUGUACACAAGAUAUACCUCCGAAUACGAACAUUGCGGCCAAUCGUUUUAUCGAAGAACUAAUUGACAACACAGUGGAUAGGCAACGCGACUGCCUGAGAAUUAUACAGGUGGUCCUCGAUAAUCAUCUAGCCAAUAAUCAGCUCUAAAUGGAAAAUGAAUUUUUAAAUGGGCCAAAUCAGCAAAGUUGCCAGAUAUAACACAUACAUAGAUGUAUAUAUAUCCCCUGGGCUUAUCAGUGUGUGCUCAAUGUGUGUGAGUGUUCUGUAUGUUACUUAACUUAGUGUUCUUUAUUUUGCUAUUUUUACAUAGAUGUGAAUAAUAUUUUGAAACAUAUAUACAUAUAUAUAUAUAUAUAGUAUUUAUCGAUGUGUAAGAAUUUUAUAUGUGUAGACAAAUUAUAUUUCUUGAGCAAAUAAAACCAAAACAUGUUUAGAUGUGUUAAAAUCAAAAA